ACACCGUCAUUAAUUAUGAUUACUAAGUGUUGAAACAAAUAUUAAUCCAGAGUUUAUUUGUUGUAAUCACUAACUAAUGUUUAGUUAAAGUAUUCAAUUAGUAUACAAAAAAAUAUUUAUGGAGCCUAUUACAAUAAUUUUACAAUUAUGUUACAUAACGAAAUUUAUGGUGGUUGCAAGAAAAGUGCUCGAGGAAAAAAUAAAAUCAGUGGGUGGUGUUGAACAUGCGAUGCCGAUCGCCCCUUUUAGUAUGCCUCCGGAGGAAAUCGAAUGGCGACUGAAAGACGAUGAUGUUAUACCCGACGUAUUACCUCGCAGCCCCACUUACCCUAUUAAUGUCUCGUACGGUCCUGGCAUCAGGGCGAACUUUGGGAAUGACCUGGAGCCCGAUGAAGUGAAGAAAGCACCAAUGCGCGUCGCUUGGCCAAUAAUUAGGGGUCGCAACUAUACAUUAAUAUUGACCGGGGCUGAUGAUCCAUCAGCUGGAAAUCCCAUGAAUCGAGAGUUUUUACAAUGGCUUGUAGUUGACAUAGCGGGCUGUGAUUUGGCAGUCCUCAAAGGCAGAACACUUUGUGAAUACGUGCCCUUACAAAUGCCACCCGAUACCGGUAUUUAUCGGUACGUUUUCACCGUGUACGAGCAGCCAGAUAUAACACCAGAGUGGCGGGAACCAAUAAUUCAUGAAUAUGAGGACAAACAUCGCCUAAAUUUAUAAAACCAGAAAUUCGCGCAAAAGUACAACUUAGGCGAUGCGUAAGUAACAAAUUACUUCACCUCACAGCACAUACCACCUGACGAUGACGGUCCUGGGGUCUCAGCUUAUGAUAAGGUAAUACUGAAACCUGAUUUCGGAUGGGGUAGAACGUGAGCACCAACUCCUGAAAGAUUAUUGAUAAGACUGGCCUUUCGUCAGUAAGAUUAGGAGCAUUUACACAGUACGAUUAUGCAGAUAUGAACCACCAGACGACCAACUGGGAUCAAAUUAAAGCAUCAGCAUCUCGGCACCUUCUGGCAAAAGUAUAACAAGCGCCACGCGACGUUUCAACAUUUCCGUCGCCAUUUUAUAUUUUUACAGAGAAAUUGUUGGUUGAAUCUGUUUGAAAAUUUUAACAAAUUUUAUUGACAGCACAAGAAGUUCAGUUAAAUUUUCGGACAUCUUCUUUGAACAAUAAUUUCUCUAUAAAAAAAAUAAAAUGGUGCCGGAAAUGUUUAAACGUCGCAUGGCGCAUGUGAUACUUAGGCAAGAAGGUGACGAUGUCAAGAAACACAUGCAAACCACUUAGCUUUAUACGCUUUCUUAAUUCCCCCCCCCCCCCCCC
Bemisia tabaci is the source of this 1319-nucleotide messenger RNA. NCBI's taxonomy places the organism in Eukaryota, Metazoa, Arthropoda, Insecta, Hemiptera, Aleyrodidae. The record is from RefSeq and is a predicted model, not a curated record.